AUGGGAGCCUUGAUCUCCGCCCCGCUUUCUGGUGCCGGCACCUGUCUUGGCGGCUGCUUUGGCAGCUGCCUUGCGACUGGCUGUUGCAAGUUGGCGGGCAGUGGUACAGUCAAUUCUGUCAGGGCAUCGAGAUUUGUGUUGAUUUGGCUGCAGAUCUUCACUGCAGCUUUGGCUUUCUUGCUCUCCGAGACCGCUGAGAGAUGGCUUCCGUGGACUUGCUCGAAGCUUGACCUGGUCGGUCUAGGUGAUCUCGGUGUGUGCGAGUGCCGGACUGCCGAAGGGCAGUGCUGGUCCGACCAGCUGAUCUACAGGACCGAGGCCUCCGGGACGGUGGUCUUUCUUGGCCUGCUAUUGAUGUCCGUCAGUGGAUGCGCGGAGGGGGCCGCAAGGGCCUACUCCGUCGCCAAGUUCAUGGCAGUGGCUUGCAUCAUCUUUAUCACACUCUUCCUGCCAAAUCAAGUCUGGGUUGGUUUUGGAAGUGCUGCGACAGCACUGUCUGCCAUCUUCCUGGUGGCGCAGUCUAUUUUGCUGAUCGAUUUCGGCUACACUUGGAAUGAGACCUGGUAUGCCAAUGCCCUCGAGGCGAGACGACGAGAGAUUGGCGCCAAAGGCUACAGGCUUUGGGUUGGGGCCAUGUUGCUCUCGUCAGCAGCCUUGGUUCUAGGUGCGAUCAUUGGUUCAAUUUACCUGUUCUGCACGUUCAAGGAUGCUAGCAGCAGGGCCGUCAAUGCAUCUGCUAUGAUCUUGUCCAUGUCGCUGGCUGUGGUCAGCAUUACCGAUUGGUGUGAACAUGGUGCCCUGCUUACUUCGGCUGUCAUCAUGGCGUACACUGUGUGGCUUCUGUGCGAGUCUCUCGCUGUUCUGCCAACUGGAUCUCCACUGCAGCUGCCGUCCUGGGCUGGCCUUGUGCUCUGCGCCUUUUCUCUGCUGUCAACCACCGCGGGCAUGGGCGGCUGGGGAUCAAGCACGGAGGACACGGCUGGGCAGCAAGCCGAGACGCGCCCACGUAGCUUGAUUGAAGCGGAGGCAGGUAGCGAGGCUACGCCAGCAGAGGCUGAAGGAACGACCAUGACCGCAUCAGAGGCGCGGGUCUUCGGUGCUGACUGUGCCGUUCAUGCAGCUGCUGCGCUCUACGACAAGCGGGACAACGUACGCUUUGCGGGUGACGGCGAUCUUCUUGUCCUUGGGCUUGUACGGCUGGUCUUUGGUUGCUCCCAAGGUUUUGACUGGCAGGAGAUUCAGCUGAUGUCUGGCGCAGAACCUUCAAGUCAAAUGAAGCUCUGUGCAGUCUUGUGCUGCUUGGCGAUUGCAUUUGCUGCAAAGACGCAGCCCUCGCAGGUGCAGGCUUUGGUGGGCCGCUUGCAACCGAAGGAACUUAGCGAAGAGGAAGUCGUCGAGGGAGCUCUUGCCGAGAACACCUCCCAUCGCGAGAAGAAGCAGGACAAGAAGCAGACGGAGGAGAAGGAGAAGGAGAAGGAGAAGGAGAAGGAGAAGGAGAAAGAGGAGAAGACGGACAAGAAGGAUGAGACCAAGAAAAAGAGCGGCCCGGUGCUUUCACCUCCAAGGAUGCCUGCACCGGGCCCUGGAUCGGUUGCAGCUGCACCUGCGGCCGCGCCUGCCGCAGCACCUGCAGCCGCACCAUCCACUGCUUCAAUGGAUUCCCAAAAGAUUCAACAAGCAAAAUGGUUUUCCUGGUGGCCGUGGUGGUUAUCGCCCAGCCAGAUCUGGGGAGCUUUUUUCGGCAAAGCUCCACAGCACGCUCCUGCGACGCUUGCGCAGAUCAAGGGUUUGGAUGCGUCCAUUUUUGCGCCGGCGCCGUUCCGAAAAGAGUCCACGGAAGAUCCGACCUUCGCACCGGCUCCACCACUGAAGCAGACGUUGCUGAUGGAACGGUCAAAGAUCUCGCGCAAGGUCGACGGCAAGGGAGAGGUCGAGGUUAGCUGGUGGUGGUGGUGGUGGCCGUUCCAGUCAGAGGAGCAAACUCCUCAGAAGGAAUCUGUGAUGGAGGAGUUGCGGGCUGGUCAGGGAGUCCAUGCACGAGAGAUACCGUGUUUGUCGGCUAAGAAGUGGCACCAAAGAAGUGAAGCCCCGUCGGCCGCCCAGGCCGAGAAAGCUGAUAGUGCUGGCCCAUGCCCGUGCAAACUAUCGAUGCAAACUCGGUGCGCAUGCAUGGGCCAGAAAUCUGUGGCCAAGCUCGAGGCCGCCUCGAAGUACGUGGAGGAGUACGUCGGCAUCGUCGAGGAGGUUGAGCUUGCAGCCAAGGAGCUGGCAGAUGACCUGCCCACAGCUUUUUCUGGAGUCGAUGGGAACUCGGCAGCACACUGGCGAAGCCAAAGACCAAUCCUUACAGGCAGCUUAAACCCUACCAUGAUGCGCUCAUGGAGUGAUACGAAGCUGCUAAACACGAGAAGGAGCAACAUUGGCAACCACAUCGGCGCCGCUUUGCCUGGCUAUACGGGUCAUGUUCCGAGUGUUCGUUUGGAGGGCGAGGCCAUCGCUUCAACUUUUGGUCGUUCCCUGAGAAUUGCGCAAGGCGUGCGCAGCCAGAAGACUUGUGACAUUCAGGCGAUGCGCUUGCAGCGCGAAGAGCAAGACCGACGGACCAGGACUAUAGUUCCACCGACAAGGGCUCCGGAGUAUGACAAGCGCGGCAUCAGCUACCCACCAGCUGGCGACACACUUCAUUCUCGAAUCCCAGAUUCCAACGAGGAGAAGUAUCACUACCAUUCUGGCAUGGGACUGACGUCUCUUGCUUACGACGGCCUCGGCGGCGCUGGGAAGCUCCGAGGCCAUGGAGCUGCUGCUCGAGCCAUUCCUGGAUACCAGGGCUUCAUCCCUGGCAAGGUUACGGAAAAUGCUUUCGCGGAGACUUGGUCCAAAACGCAGGAGACGUCCCUGGCAUCUCACUUCGCAGCACGAGCAUCUGCUCCGAAGACGUGGACGCUCAUGACGGAGGGCAGGACGACGCUAGCUCCUGUUGCAUCGGACACCAUCGCCGAGAUGCCGAUCCGGAAUCCUUCCUACCAGGACCAUGCCAAAGGAUGGUCCGAGUGCAAGGUCACGGGCAAAGAUGUCCUGCCAGCCGGUACAGACGCGCCGUUUGGCCGACACGAGGCCUUUGGCAUGAAGGUGCCAGACGUUUCACAGGUUCUCCACCACGGAGUAGCGCCAAUUCAUGGCUACAAGGGCUACAUUCCUGGGCGUAUCAGCGAAAACGUGAUUGGCGAGCGGCAGGGCAAGUCCAUCGCAUUGGCAGACCAUCUACAUCGUAAAGCGCGACUUCGGAUCACCCAGCGCUGA
Symbiodinium sp. CCMP2592 is the source of this 3300-nucleotide messenger RNA. NCBI's taxonomy places the organism in Eukaryota, Dinophyceae, Suessiales, Symbiodiniaceae. The record is from the annotation of a GenBank genome assembly.